AUGACAAUGUUGCUUCCUUACCGCAGUUACACGAGUCUCUCGCGAAGAAUUAAGCAUUACUUCGGGCUCCAGGAAAGGGCUGGCCCGGCGAUCAACAGCGGGCAACGAAGACCAUCUCGAUCACCGCGCAGUCAGCGUAGCCGCAGCGCGGACGUGGACUGCCUGAAGAAGUACACGGAGCGUCGCGUGGAGGAACGUCGGCACACGGAAAUUACCGACACCAGCAAGCUGGACACCUCGCGAUGGAUGCCGCUGCCGAGAAACCUGCCACGCGGACAGCAGUCGGCUACCAAGAGACCAUCGAGGGAUGAACGACAGGAAAGCAUCAACGAGCCGACGACGCUCGGCGGUGACAAACGUCGCUCAGUGGCGAAGCCGACCUCGACCGUGCCGACUGAAAACCGUCCGUCCAAGGUCGAGAGCGAGAUCGCCGGUCAUUCCGCCGCCCGUAGAAGCCACAGCGCUGAUGUGACCGCCCUGAAGAGCACGGAGGAGCGCACCACCGAGCAGCGGAGGAACACGGACUGCGGCGACCCGCGCUCCAUCGCCACGAGGUGGCUACCGCAGAUUAACGGCGCAAAGUUUCGCCGGGAGUCAUCUCCCCUUGCAAGAAUCGGCUGCGAGAUCACGAAAAGCGCGGCUACCCGGUGGAUGACCUUCGCCAAGAAUCCGUCGCCCGAUCCUAUACCAAAGAUAAAUCCCGAGAGAAAAGGUUCGUUCACCGAACACGGCAAAAAGGACGACGAAUCGUCCAAGGAUUCGAAUCCUCCUAAAUGGCAGCCCUCUAGGAAGUUCCUAUCGGCGAAGGACGAAAGAGGACACUUACAGAGACAAGAUGAAUUGGAUGCCAGCAGAGAUCGUUCCCCGAGCUUUGCCGACGCUAAUGAGCGAGCAAACAAACUCACCGAACGUAUGCGAGAUUUGUAUGAUUUUAAAACGGAGAACGAGUGGCCAAAGAGAACGGGGAGUUCUCAUUCUCGGGAGAUCGCUUGGAUCAGCAAAAGUAGUAGUAUAGAAGAGGAGAAAACUAAUUAUCAGCCGGUUCGCAGGAAGAGUCAAGAACUGGAAUUUAACGACAGAAUUGAUAUAUUUAAGUCCAAAAUCCAGCACGAAGACGACCCACGGAGAUUGAAACGCAGUACUCAAGAAACCGGCGAGGUGUUCGCGGACGAGCGCGAGGAGCGCCUGCGGAAGUUCAAUGAGAAGCUACGAUAUAGCGAGGAUCGCGGCAAGGAGCGAGUUCACGCUCGCGAAAGCCGGCGUACCUACUCGGACGACUACGACGAGAAGGCACGGCGGGAGUCUCGUCCGUCCCAGCAGCCGCUGACAAUCAAGAGGCCGGAGCCGCUGCAGAUCAAGCGACUGAUCGAGCAAAAGGAGAACAAGCGGAACACGGACGCGAGCACGAAAUCGCGCGACUCCCGAGUUAGCUACGCGGAGAUCGAGUUCGUGAAGAAGGAUUCGCGCGAUUCCCGAGUCAGCUACGCGGAGAUCGAGUUUGUGAAGAAGGACCCGCGCACCAGCGACGCGAGUUACGCCAGCGUGAACCUGGUCAAGAGAGGCAGCGUCGAGUGCAAGAGCACGCAACAGAUCCUCGAGGUCCCUCCGAGAAGAGCCUUCAGCCAGACUGACGAACGACCGGCCACUCCGAUACCACCGAUCGAGUUUAACGACGAACGAUACGUGCCGAAGAAGCUACCUUCGGAACCUCCGAAGAGGGACAGUACCAGGUACAAAGUAUACCUGACGUAGGAGACGCCUGCAGACGUCUGCAAAUUCAUCGUGUGAUAUCCAGUGUCAAUUUGAAAAUAUUCGACCGGUGUUUAUCACUUUGUUGAGCAAAAAUCGAAUUUUGAAUAUUUACAGAAAUGAAUAAACCGAAGAUGUAAGUCACUCGCGGAAGGUAUGGUGGAGUCAUUGUCUGUGAAUAACUGUUAAACGUAUUCAGAUGUUCGCUGUGUUCACCGUAAAAUACCGUAGACGGAGAUGGAUAUAUAUUUAAACUUGAUAUAUAUUCGGGAAUUACAAUGAUGCGGGACUUGGCCGCGUAUGGCAACCUGAUUCAUACAUGUAAUAGGUUUACACAUGAUACGAUGAGCUACGUAACUCGGAAUUUCCAAUUUGUGUUUUUCAUGCGUCCGUUCGAAGCGUAACUGCGAUAUAAUUAAUAUUGUACAAAUAAUGUGGCGCAAAAUAAAUAAUAAAAUAUUCUUUGAAGA
Messenger RNA from Ooceraea biroi (clonal raider ant), 2219 nucleotides. RefSeq lists its product as uncharacterized. The record is from RefSeq and is a predicted model, not a curated record. Lineage: Eukaryota; Metazoa; Arthropoda; Insecta; Hymenoptera; Formicidae.